Macadamia integrifolia is the source of this 1273-nucleotide messenger RNA. Its product is annotated as putative F-box protein At5g55150. The transcript has a single exon. Bases 22 to 1209 code for a protein of 395 amino acids. The record is from RefSeq and is a predicted model, not a curated record. NCBI's taxonomy places the organism in Eukaryota, Viridiplantae, Streptophyta, Magnoliopsida, Proteales, Proteaceae. Gene Ontology annotation, molecular function: protein binding.
UGUGGUUAUUUGCAAGUUAGCAUGGCUACCCUUCCCAACGAUUCCAGUAUUAUUGCACCCUACUCAACUACAUAUGGUGCGAAUAGAAUCAUUAAUUGCCAGGUUGUCGAGAAUAUUACAGUUGCACUUCCGGAGGAUAUCAUGAUGUUGAUCAUAAGCAAGUUGGACUUGUUGGACUUCCAUUGCUUUAGUUCAGUAUGCAAAUCCUGGAAAUCAAUUGCCAUCGCUGCCAAGAAAAUUAUGCCACCUCAACUCCCAUUGCUAAUGCUUUCCUCCUCAGAGGAUCAGGAUCAUCAUGAUGGGUUUUUCAGUCUCUCCCAUAACAAAGUUUUCAGGUUAAAAUUGCCACCUGAAGUUGAUGGUGCUCGGUGUUGUGGGUCUACCUGGGGAUGGUUAGUAAUGGUGACUAAGUUGGGACGCCAUUUCCUUUUGAAUCCAUUGUCCGGAGAUCUAAUUGAACUUCCACCUAAAGCUACUCUUCCUGCGCACCGUCAAGGAGUUAUAUAUAAGUUGCAUAAAUUUGGGUCAUUCUACAACUACAUCCGCAAGGCUAUGUUGUUGUCACCUCCUAUUGCUGACGAUUUUGUGGUCAUAGUGAUUUAUUGUGGAAAACGUUUAGCCUUCUGUAGAGGAGGUGAUGAGACGUGGACUGCCAUUGGAUAUAUGGAGACUGAAGACAUUAUUUUCUACCAUGGAAAAUUGUAUGCUAUUAAUCGGGGAUUUAAUCUCAUAACUGUGGAGUUAGGUCCUCGUCCGAAAGUAACAAGUUGUAGCAUUGCUCCACCAUCAACCGAAGCAUCUAACUUUUUCAUUUUGAGUAAGAUAUCUGUUUAUUUGGUAGAAUGUCUUGGAGAGUUGUUGAUGGUUAUAAGGUAUCGUAAAUUUGUGGAUUCAAAUAUGUCCAAAACUAGUAUGUUCAACAUAUUCAAAUUAAAUACAGAGGGUAAAUGUUGGACCAAGGUGAAGGACUUGGGUGAUCAAAUGCUAUUUAUUGACAAAAGUAAUGGUUUCUCUCUCUCGGCACCUGACUACUUUGGAUUUAGAGGAAACUGCAUAUAUUUCACAGAUGAUUUUUCUAGCAAGUUUGGAUCGACAACUUGCAAGAAUUUGGGUGUGUUUAGAUUGGAAGAUAACUACAUUGAAUUUUUUUCUUCAAAUUAUUUGCAUUCGUAUCUAUAUCUGCCCAUAUGGUUCACACCAAUUUGGUAGAGAGAGAGGGUUUGGGGCACAAUUGUUGAGAUAGUAUCCGGUAUCUAAUUUAUGCCUCUUUUGA